UCGUGUCGUAUCGCCAUGGGGGGGUCUAGGUCAGGUGAACGACUCGGGGGGCUCGGUAUAUAACCCACCGGCAGGCCACGGCACGCGAUGCUUGAUCAGGUCCCUCGAGUGCAGAGACGCAUUCCUCUCCCCCCUUUCCUGGUGUAGGACCCUCCAGCACGCCCACGCGCGGCAACCCCUGAGAGAACAUGAAGCCCACACUCAUCCCCUGGCUGGCCGCGCUGCUGCUGCUGCUGGCGGCACCGUCGCUGUCCCGACCGCUGGACGACGCGGCGGACACGCUCCCCGUGCGGGCGCCGUCGAUUAGCCUGCCGCGGCUGGCCAUCUACUACCAGACGACGCACGACGCGACCACGGGGCGGCCCAUCUCGAUGCUGCCGCUCGUCACGGAGCAGCACAUCGCGCUGACGCACCUGAUCGUGUGCACGCUGCACGUGCGCGCCGACCGCGAGCUCUACCUCAACGACUUCCCGCCGAGCCACCCGCGCUUCGCCACCGUGUGGGCCGAGGCGGCGGUCCUGCGCGACUCGGGGGUGCGCGUCGUGGCCAUGGUGGGCGGCGCGGCCGAGGGCUCCUUCGCGGCCGACACGCUGGAUGCGCCCGAGGGCAGCCCGCUGUUCGAGCGCGCCUACGGCCAGCUGCGCGACGCGCUGCGGCGCUUCGGGCUCCAGGGGCUCGACGUCGACGUGGAGCAGCCCAUGUCGCAGCGCGGGGCGGCGCGGCUGGUGGGGCGGCUGCGGGCCGACUUUGGGCCGGAAUUCACCAUCACCAUGGCGCCCGUGGCGUCGGCGCUGACGACGCGGGAGUGGCCGAACCUGAGCGGCUUCAGCUACCGGGAGCUGGAGGCGACGAGCGGGCGGGACGUCGAGUUCUACAACGCCCAGUUCUACAACGGCUUCGGCGACAUGAUCGACACGGGCGCCUUCGACUCGGUCGUCGCGGCCGGCUACGACCCGCGCCGCAUCGUGGCGGGCCAGGUAACGACGCCGGACAAUGGCGCGCAGUGGACGCCGUUCGACCAGCUGGCCCGGACCAUGGGCGAGCUGCGGCGCAAGUACGGCGAGGUCGGCGGCAUCAUGGGCUGGGAGUACUUCAACGGCAAGCCGGGCGGCCAGGCGAAACCCUGGGAGUGGGCGCAGCAGAUCACGGCGAUCCUGCGGCCCGGCAAGCAGGUGCAGCUCAGGGUGACGAGGGACGACGCCGCCCGGCUGGAGGCUGCAUGGGCAACGAGCGUGGCUGGCAAAGUCAGUGGGAACGCUUCCCUCGCGGGGGGAGACGAUGUGAAGCCGGACGUCGACUACUGGGCUAUGGUAUCUGAGUAGGAGUAUCUGUGGUUGGUCUCACUUCAAAAGUCAAGCAUAUAGCCUUUGCCCAGAGGCCCUUGGUAUCCGGUUACAUGCCCAGAGAUUCCUGGAACUGUCAGAUUUGUAUAACUUGAGACUGAAUAAUACAUCCUCAGUCACUGAUUGAAGAAUAUCA
Gaeumannomyces tritici R3-111a-1 is the source of this 1479-nucleotide messenger RNA. RefSeq names its product chitinase 3. NCBI's taxonomy places the organism in Eukaryota, Fungi, Ascomycota, Sordariomycetes, Magnaporthales, Magnaporthaceae. The coding region runs from base 189 to 1322 and encodes 377 amino acids. Gene Ontology annotation, biological process: carbohydrate metabolic process. The transcript has a single exon. The record is from RefSeq and is a predicted model, not a curated record.